Molecule: messenger RNA, 1289 nt
Organism: Chara braunii
Lineage: Eukaryota; Viridiplantae; Streptophyta; Charophyceae; Charales; Characeae
Source: the annotation of a GenBank genome assembly
AUUUGAAGUCAGGAAAAAUAGUGGGGACGGAGACCAUGCUCCAGGGGAACGAGUCGUCAUGGAAGCUGGAGACGCAGUGUGUUGAGAAACUGCUACAUCGGUUGAAGGACGAGAAAAACCUCAUAAUCGCAGAGGUUGUGCAUGAUGAUUGUGGCGCGGUUGACGUCAUAUUGCGGCGAAUGAACAUUGACUCACAAAAGUGUAUGUGGCAUAAGGCGAAGACUUUGGUCAAACGCUUGCGAGAGGCUGUGCGCGACACGAAGACUGUCAAACCAGUUGCAGUCGGGGCUUGCGAGCAUGUGCGCGAGGUGAAGUGUUUCACAAAGAAGGAGCUCGAACUUUGGCUCGAAUCGAAAUGUGUACGCGUGGCAGGGGUGUCCACAAGAAAAAAAGAUGAACUCGAUGAGAUUGUUUGGGGCGUGCUCUUCCCUGACGAAGCAGGGAAAACAUUGUCAGAUGAUGUCGUCGAGAUCGACGCGUUGCAAACACUGCAUUGCAAUGCGGCGGAGGAGGCGAAGGAGUGGUUGUACGGCUCUUGCAGGCUGAGCGAGCGCGCAAAGGAUGACGAUGGCGAUGUGUUGGUCACGCAUGUGCAACACCUCGUCGAUCAUUGGGCCGGGGAUCACUCCUGUUGCGAUAAGGAGUUGUCCAACCUGUGCAAAGCGGCUGGGGGUCCGGACAGGGAUCCAUUGUACGAGGCGGGGGGGCGUGUUCAUUUCGUCGUCGCGUGCUGUCUUCGACAGUUCGCUUCGAAUACGAAGAUGGCGUACUACACACGUGCGAGGAUGACCUUCAACAACGAGUGCUUCCACUCCGUGAUCAACAAGUACGCAACGAAACGCUUGAACUUCCCCAAGUCGUAUGAGGCGCGCGUGUGUUGCAUCGUUUUGGAGUGGAACAAAAACAAACGAAUCAGCCCUCGGGUCGGAGAUUGGGCACGUAACAUGUUGCAGCAAUCGGACGUCGACGACCCAGUUAUUGAGCAUUAUGAUGAGGAACCCGAUUAUGGACUCCCUGAUGUCGUUGAGAGUGCGGUGAAGGGUGUUGUGGCCGAAGGUGACGAUGUUUACGUUGAGGCGGGAAGCGAAAGUGCUUCAGAUGACGAAAAAUCGUCUUCCGACUCCGACACCGAUGGUGCCGCUCACCGCCUCAACUUUGACGGCGCCGUUUUUUCGCAGGAAGUGUCCGUUGCGCAGGAGUGAUAGUGUCACGUAGUACAUCGAUGCCCAUUGUCGUCGUCAUAAUCAUUAGAAUGUUAUGUCCUCGAUUUGAACUGGUUGUGAAAACUG